AUGUCUAUGCUCAACGUCUGCACAACUGAUUCAGUUAACAGACGAAAUAAACCUCAGAGAGAAAACCAUCGACAGCUUUCUCCUUGGACAUCAACAGAUAGUAUAACUUCUUACUAUAGUUUUCCUUUAACAACUUCAAAAGGUUCUUCAAUCGAGGCACUAUUUUCUCGAAUACUAGAUGUUCUUAUAUUUACUUCAGCAAUUGCCAUUACAGCCUAUACAUAUGUUACAGGUGCAUUAAUACACCAACAAACCCCGAAAGCAAUAACAAACUCACCUUCUUCGACAUCCACUUUUCAAAAUACUUCCAUCUAUGGUCGCCACAGCGAUGGUAGUAGCAGUGGUAGUAGUAUUGGUCAACAUCACCGAAAGAAUAAGUCAAACCAUUUGUCACAUAGUCACUGCCAGCAUCAUCAAUAUCAUCAUCACGAACACCAACAUACACAUCCUCAUGCUUUCGAUCCUAAUCACCACAGCCUUUCGGGCUCGUAUCAGCAAUUUAAUGUUUACCCCGUGACAAUAAAUGAAACAAAAAAGAAAAGAACUCAAGCAUGGGCAGAAAAUCAAUUCAUAGUACAUCCGAUAGCCUCCUCAAGUUCGUUUAGAUCCCUAUCACUAUCGCAACCAAGCGUCAAAAGAGAGAGAAAUGCGAAUCUUACAUCCAAUUUGAAGGUGCGACCGCUUCCUACUACCUCUUCUUCACUCACAAGUGAUAGAGAAAAAGCUAAAAUAAACUAUGAAGAACGAAAACGACGAACACGAUCGCUGCCUGUUACAAAGUUUGAGAAAGAAGAUGAAUUAUUAAGCAAAGUACAAUCACUCAUUCAGCAAGGUCAAGAAGCCUUAAUAUCUUGA
This is a messenger RNA of Mycotypha africana, 855 nucleotides long. RefSeq lists its product as uncharacterized. Lineage: Eukaryota; Fungi; Mucoromycota; Mucoromycetes; Mucorales; Mycotyphaceae. Bases 1 to 855 code for a protein of 284 amino acids. The record is from RefSeq and is a predicted model, not a curated record. The transcript is spliced from 2 exons.